AUCGUUCGCGGCGACAUUCGACGAUGGGCGAUGCUCGACAAGCUGAAGCGAAGCAGAGCGAAGCUCGUCUGGCAGGAGACAUGGUCAGCAGACUAUGGCUCACGCUGGACUGCACAUGAAGGCGGGGGCGGCUUCGGGAAUGAGGAGAUACAGCACUACUCUGACGCACAGGUCCAGUGCGCUCCCUCGCACCUGACAGUCCAUGGCCACAGUGAUCCAGAGGGCAACAGCUUCAAGAGUGCCAAGCUGAUCUGUGAGACCCCGCUGGGCAUCCCACGAGGCUACAUCGAAGCACAGGUGAAGCAUCUGCCCUGCUCAUCUGGCUUAUGGCCUGCUCUGUGGUUGCUGCCGAAGCAAGUCAUCGACGGUAGCAUACAAUGGCCUGCGCUGGGCGAGGUAGACAUCAUGGAGACGUUCGGUCUGGAUGAGCAGGUCACCCAUGCAGCUCAUUGGGGCACACAUCAUCUGCCUGAGGACGGCGGCAAGCAUCACGCUCAGUCACAUGCUCACAAGCCCAGCCAGACCGUUGGCCUGGCGUUCUGGCCUGCAGACGAGCAUGGCGUACGAUUGGAAUGGUACAGCGAUCGCGAGAGAGUCGCUGAAUGUCGCUGCCCUUCGCCUCCUUUCGCCAAAGAUCUCUCUGACUUUUGCCUCAUCCUCAGUCUGUCUCACCCUUUCACUGGGUUCUCUUACUCUGACUGAUGCGCAUCGUCUAGAUCUUGCCAUGGGUGGUACCGCGACGCAAUGGAAGACGCCUAAAGCAGGCCGACAUACGUUCGAGCUGGGCGACAUUUCUCUCUACGACGCUCG
Messenger RNA from Mixia osmundae IAM 14324, 810 nucleotides. RefSeq names its product glycoside hydrolase family 16 protein. Lineage: Eukaryota; Fungi; Basidiomycota; Mixiomycetes; Mixiales; Mixiaceae. Gene Ontology annotation, molecular function: hydrolase activity, hydrolyzing O-glycosyl compounds. The coding region runs from base 31 to 702 and encodes 223 amino acids. The transcript has a single exon. Gene Ontology annotation, biological process: carbohydrate metabolic process. The record is from RefSeq and is a predicted model, not a curated record.